AUGACUGAGGAGAAGAAGGCGAUUGUGAGGGAUCUUGGAUUCGGUGGGUUGAUGCACAUCCCACCUCUGAGGGUGGAUCACCAACUCUUGAGAGAGUUGGCAAAAAACUUCAAAAUUGGGGAGAACAAACUGAGGACAGGAUAUGGUUCUUUCCAUAUAACCCCAAAAAAAAUAGGUGAUGCGCUUGGCAUCAAUGCAACAGGAGAUCUAUUUCCUGAGAAAGUUGACUACAAGAAACUUUCUGAAUCUGACAAAAUAAUUUAUAAAAGAUUCCAGGGUAAGACCCUCAAAAGUCUUACCGAUGAUAUGAUGCAAAUCGGCGUUGGCAACAAAGAGGAACGCCUGAUGUUCAAGAGGAUAUUCAUCCUCUACAUACAGAUGGCGUUCCUUUUGCCAACGACGAUAAACAAAAUAUCGCCGGUGCACCUGGUCCCGAUUUUUGAGAUGGAGGGCAUAGAGGACAGAAACUGGGGGGGGCAUGUCUUGACCUUCAUGAUCAGGGGCAUAAAAGACUACCAGGAGAAGAAGAAGAAGGCAAUCAAUGGCUGCCUCUUCGCCCUCAUGAUAAUCUACUUUCACCUUUCAAAAAACAGACGCAACAACAGGGGUGAAAGACCACCAAAGCCAUGGAUUGCCAACUGGACUAAGGAGCAGUUGGUGAAAAGAAUGAAUGAAGAGAGAGAGGAAACUUUGGGGAUUCUGAAUUUGGCAGAGACAAAAGAAAAAAUGAGAAAAAAAGAAAAAAAACAAAAAGAACAGGAAAUAAAAAAAACAAAAAAAAGGAAGGCGAGCUCAACAUCGUCUUCGGAGACAGAAACUACCGAGAGUGACACUUCUACCUCUGAGUCUGAGGCUCAAGAAGACUCGGAGGAUUCGGGAAUUAAACACCCCAGCAAAAAGGGGAAAAAAAUGGACUCAAGAAAAAGAAAGCAGAGGGAAGAGGAGUCAGAUUCUGAUUCAGAAUCUGAAUCUGAAUCAAGUGACGAGUAAUGUCCUGAAAUUAUUACUCCUUUCUUUUGGCUUCGUUAUAAAGA
Arachis duranensis is the source of this 1034-nucleotide messenger RNA. RefSeq lists its product as uncharacterized. Bases 1 to 990 code for a protein of 329 amino acids. NCBI's taxonomy places the organism in Eukaryota, Viridiplantae, Streptophyta, Magnoliopsida, Fabales, Fabaceae. The transcript is spliced from 4 exons. The record is from RefSeq and is a predicted model, not a curated record.